GAGGAGGCAGGACUCUGAAGAAUCUGUGCUACUCUUUGAUCUGAGAGAAAUUAUCUGAUCCCAAAACACGAGAGCCUGAAGCAGUCUUCAGUAUACCUUGAAAAUCAGCACAAGAAGCCAUCCGUUUGCUUCUGGUUUGUGAAGCUUUCGUCAACUCUUUGAGGUCAAAAGCCAGGAACUUGAAAAGCUACUUAAAACAUUGGAAAAAUCUCAGAAGACUUUUCAAGUUUUAAGAAGUCAGAAGUGCCUGUGCUUCCUGUUUCCCUCGGAGAAAUAUCAACCUGCAGAGAGUGUGGCGAACAGUAAAAUGGCCAGAAAAUCGUAAACCAAAGUAUUUAUAAAUGAAAUUUAAGCCGUGAUGCAAGGAAAAUUUUGGGCAAACAAGCAAAGGUCUGCUCAAAAUUCACAAGAAUUCCAGCAAGGACACAUAGAACAGCUUCUGUACCAUUUAACAUUUAUUGACCUUUUGUCUGAAGUUUGAAAGAGACUAAUGUGACAUGAGGUCCAUUUGAGAAUUUCAAGCUAAGAAUAUUGGCAUUACCAACAUUAACAUAAUUUUUGAAAGUAAAUUGCCAUAAAGGGUGGUAAACUUUUCUGCUCAAGUAUUGGAAUUCGAAAUGGAUGACAAUCAGCGAGGUUCAACACUGGAAAGAAUUCCUUACCCAAGACCCAUCGGAGUGCCCAUGGCAAGGGUACAUGAGUGCCUUGGGAUGACUUUUGCAGAGGGUUUGCCAUUAUCUUUUCCUGUUGAUUCUGCAUACCUGGAUGGUACAUAUCAUGAAGGAUAUGUCAGAAGGUUGUCUUAUCUACCUUUCCACAGCCACUUGGGGAUCUAUGAUUAUUCCUUUGAGCCAGCUUUUAUCAGAAAACGCAAUGAAAGGGAACGGCAGCGGGUACGUUACGUUAAUGAAGGCUAUGCACGACUCAGAGAACAUCUCCCUGAUGAUUUUGCAGACAAAAGACUGAGCAAAGUAGAGACCUUAAGGGCUGCGAUCAACUACAUAAAACACCUUCAGGAGUUACUGAACCCUUCAGAGAUUAAAGAGAGAAGGUCUCAAUCUCCAAGAGCUGUGGAGGUCCACAAGCUUCCUUGCCCUGAUCAACGGAGAGAUGGUAAUAGUGAUGGAGAAUCCAAAUCCUCUUCACCCUUUAGCGAACUUGGUGAGCUAAGCAGCUAACCGACAUACUUGAUGUAAUAAAUGCAGUCUAUUUAACAAGCAGUCAUCUAUUGUCUUUGCAACAUACUGUUUGCCCGACCUUUUUUAGUAUGAACUGUAGUCUGUUCCAUCAUGCAGAAAUGGUCAUGCAGCAAUUCAUAUCUAUAUGAACCAUGAAUGCUUUCUCAUUAGCCAAUCCAUCUCCAAGGCUUGGCAGGUAAACAGAUGGAAACAAGAAGUAAGAAGGUAGAACAUACAAAAUUUACAAAAUUCACACAGUAAAUAUAAAAUUCACAAAAGGUUACAUAGUGAAGGUAAUUUUGGAUAAAUCCUUGCUAUUCAAACAAUGGAGGAUGUUUUAAAGUUUGUCCACGUUGACAUUUUCAUUUGGAGCUUCAAUUAUUUGUCUCACUCAAAGCAAAAUCUAUAUACAAACAAAGCUGAAGAGGAGGGAGAAGACACAGCAGAAACUUUGUUGGUGACUGAGAUCUGGAUCAACACUUUUUCACAAAACCACAUAUAUCCAAGUAA
Messenger RNA from Stegostoma tigrinum, 1688 nucleotides. RefSeq names its product achaete-scute homolog 4-like. Gene Ontology annotation, molecular function: RNA polymerase II transcription regulatory region sequence-specific DNA binding; protein dimerization activity; DNA-binding transcription factor activity, RNA polymerase II-specific. The transcript is spliced from 3 exons. Bases 618 to 1178 code for a protein of 186 amino acids. Gene Ontology annotation, biological process: developmental process; regulation of transcription by RNA polymerase II. The record is from RefSeq and is a predicted model, not a curated record. Lineage: Eukaryota; Metazoa; Chordata; Chondrichthyes; Orectolobiformes; Stegostomatidae.